AAACAGCAAGUGAAAGUAAACUCAGAGGAGACAAGCAACGGUCGUCAAGCUCUGCUCUUCGCUGAUUUUCUGCAAACAUGCCUGAACACCCAGGAAUCCCCCAGCCCCACAGGGAAAGCAUCUCUAAGCACGUAUGGCUCAAAUUAACAGGCCCUGCAGCUGGAUCUCUGACAGAAGCUUUCUGUCAAAGUGUAGCAGGUUUGCAGGAAAACGUGAGCGCUAAAGUGGUUACACCACGAGAAGCACAGAAAGAUGAUGUGACAGUGCCACCAACAAUGAUUGUCAUGGAAGGAAAAGCAGCUGGGGCUCAAAAGUACAUCAAAGUGGAAAAAUUGUACAGGAUUGUCCUGCUGGGAAACACUGAAGCUGGGAAAAGCAGCCUAGCAAACAUCAUUUUUGGAGAAAACGUGUUCAAGGUUGACAACACUGAAUGCCAAACUGAAUCCAAAUCUGUUCAUGGAAGAAGAAUUACCCUGAUCAACACUCCUGAUUUCUCAGACCCAGGUAGAUCAGAGGAGGAGCUGAAGCCUGAAAUACUGAGGUGUAUCACUGAGUGCACUCCAGGGCCUCAUGCUUUUCUUAUUGUGCUCAAAGUGGGGAAAUCCACAGAGCAGCAGCAGCAGGCUGUCAUUGAGAAAAUAAGCCAGUAUUUCUCAGAGGAAGUUUUCAAAUAUGCUGCAGUUGUCUUUACUGAGGAUGGCCCAGACUCAGAUGAAAUGAAGAUCAAAGAGUUCAUAGAUCAGAAUAAAUAUCUGAGAGAUCUGGUGAAGAAGUGCAAGAACCGAUACCACAUCAUUAAUAAAUACAACGGACAGGGUGACAGCAGCCAGUUUAAAGUGGUAGACCUGCUAAACACAGUAGAUCAGGUAGUUAAAGAAAACAAGGGAGUGUGCUACACCAGCAAGAUGUUGCCCCAAGCAGACACCCAUAAUAAGGCUAACAGCAGUGUCUCUAAGAAUGAAAUGAUCAAACUUGCAGGCGCUGCAGCAGAAUCCAUGGCAAAGGCUUUCUCUGGGUCAGCUGUUGUAGUUUUAACUCCAGGAUCAACAAAUGCAAUAGAGAAAGAUGGCACUGAAACAGAUAAAAAAGAAGAAAAUGGAGAUGGAAAAGCUACAUCAGAAACAAAUAACAAUGGACACAAAGAAAUGACAAACGAAGAAGAAGGAGGAGGAGGAGGAGGAAGAAAAAAUCAACAGACACAAGUGACAAAAGAAGAUAACAGACAAAUAACAAAAGAAGAGGACGAAAGAAAAAGUGAAGGGGAAGUAGCAAAGGAAACAAAAGAAGCACAAGAAGGAAAAACAACUGGACAAUCAAAUGAACUAGAACAAGAUGAAGGACCAAAUGAAACACAAGAAGACAAAGAAGAAGAAGCAGGAGAAACAGUGCAAGAGGAAACUCAAGAAAAAAGAGAAGGAAAAGUGGAAGAUAAGCCACAAAAAACAGUACAGGAGCAUGCAACAGAAAAAGAACCAUUAGGAGGUGGAGCAUCUGCAGGCGGUGGAGCAGCUGCAGGAGGUGGUGUAGCUGCUGGAGUAUUAUUAACAGCUGCAAGUGGUAUAGCUGGUGGAGUAUUAUCAGCAGCUGCAAGUGGUAUAGGUGGUGGAGCAUUAUCAGCAGGCGCAAGUGGUAUAGCUGGUGGAGCAUUAUCAGCAGCCGUAGAAAGUGUGGCAGCAGCAACAGGAGCAGGUGCAAGUGCUGGUACAGCAGGGAUGGGAGGUGCAGCAGAAGCAGUAAAAGCAGCAGGAGCAGGUGCAAACGCUGGUACAGCAGGGGCUGGCGGUGCAGCAGAAGCAGUAGAAGCAGCAGGAGCAGGUGCAAAUGCUGGUACAGCAGGGGCUCGAGGUGCAGCAGCAUCUGGAAUUACAGCAGCAGGAUAUGUGGCAGCAUCAGCUGUAGCCACUGGAGGAGCAGUAGGCAUAGCAUGGCUAAUACAAAAAAUAAGAAAUGUGAUAGAGUUGAUAAAACAACAUCUUGGACUGGUAUUACUGGUGCUUGUUUUCUACUCGUUGCUUCUGUCAUGGUUUUUUCUCAAAGCACCAUUUGCUGGGACCCUCCUCUUAUCAUUUUUGUUCCUGUUGCUUGUUAUUAUUCUUGUUAUCAUAUAAUCAUACCAUAAAAGUGGGCUAUGUCCAAUAUCACACAUGAAUCAGAAACACAAAAUCUGUGAUACAACAUGACAGGUUUUAUAAUUCCUUGUUUCAAAAAUGAGAUUUUAUAAAACUGCCCAAAUUAUCCGUUAUUUUCAUGCUGCUCUGUAAUGAGAAUUAUUUUUUUUCUCUCUGUUUUGUCUUUUUUUGUAAACUCAAGAAAUGAUUUCUUUAUUUAAAGAAUUAUGUUUAAUAAAGUAAUAAUCCAUUUAAAAUCAA
Molecule: messenger RNA, 2369 nt
Organism: Oreochromis niloticus (Nile tilapia)
Lineage: Eukaryota; Metazoa; Chordata; Actinopteri; Cichliformes; Cichlidae
Product: glycine-rich protein 1
Exons: 4
Coding region: 78-2108 (676 amino acids)
Molecular function (GO): GTP binding
Source: RefSeq, a predicted model, not a curated record